Molecule: messenger RNA, 417 nt
Organism: Penicillium cinerascens
Lineage: Eukaryota; Fungi; Ascomycota; Eurotiomycetes; Eurotiales; Aspergillaceae
Product: VOC family protein
Exons: 4
Coding region: 1-417 (138 amino acids)
Source: RefSeq, a predicted model, not a curated record
AUGGCAUCAAAGUUCGCAGUCAGGUCCUUGGACCAUUUUGUCCUCACAGUACACUCCAUUCCAGAGACAGUUGCCUUCUACACGACGCAUUUGGGGAUGAAGCACGAAGUCUUUACCUCACCCGCCAACCCCGCCAUUGAAAGGCAUGCCCUCCUUUUCGGAAGUCAGAAGAUCAAUCUUCACCAAUCAGGCAAGGAGUUCGAGCCGAAAGCGCAGAAUGUCAUGCCGGGGAGCGGCGAUCUGUGUUUUUUGACUGACGAGAAUGUGGAGAGGGUGUUGCAGGCUUUCCAAGAAGCAAAGAUCGAAGUCCUGGAGGGAGCCAAGAUCGUGGACAGAAUUGGGGCAGUCGGGAAGCUUCGGAGUGUUUAUGUGAGGGACCCGGAUGGGAACCUGAUUGAGGUUUCAAACUACUCGUAA